Molecule: messenger RNA, 1993 nt
Organism: Sus scrofa (pig)
Lineage: Eukaryota; Metazoa; Chordata; Mammalia; Artiodactyla; Suidae
Gene: EEF1D
Product: eukaryotic translation elongation factor 1 delta
Biological process (GO): translational elongation
Cellular component (GO): cytosol; eukaryotic translation elongation factor 1 complex
Molecular function (GO): guanyl-nucleotide exchange factor activity; translation elongation factor activity
Source: RefSeq, a predicted model, not a curated record
AACGCUGCGCGGAAGAUGAGGAGCGGGAAGGCCUCCUGUGCCCUGGAGACCGUCUGGGAGGACAAGCAGAAGCACGGGGAGGACGAGCGGCGCUGCCACGGGCCCGAGGCCGCGCAGGCCGCCGCCACCCAGCAGCUCCUGGCCGAGGCCGAGGCUGAGGCCGAGGCGCCAGCCGUCAACGGGCUGGGUCGGGAGGAGGCCGAGGCAGCGGGCCCCGACGGCGGCGGCGGCGGGAGUGACCCCGGGAGGAGGCCGCUGCAGAAGAAGAGGAAGCGCUCUCCCAAGGGCUGGCCCGGCCCGGCAGACCCGGCCCUCAUGGGCCUCUCGGCCGACCACGUCUGGCUGGACAAGCCGCUCUUUGACCAGGCAGAGCGCUCGUACCGCCAGCGGCUGGCAGACGUGGCUGCCCAGGCGGGCCGGCCCCCCGCCCCAGCCGCCCGGGGGCCCUGCACCCAUGGGAGCCAGGUGGCCUGCCACCACGUGACCUGGGGCGUUUGGGCCAACAAGUCGGCCUUCGACCAGGCCGAGCGGGCAUUCGUGGAGUGGUCGCAGGCCCUGCUGCUGGCUGCCGAGGCGAGCGGCAGGCAGGGCGCCUCCGGGCCGCGCCUGGUCCGCCAGCCCAGCCCGCCGGCCGAUGAGCAGCCCCCGCCGCCGGGCAGCCUGCAGGCGCUGGUGCGGGAGGUGUGGCUGGAGAAGCCCCGCUACGAUGCGGCUGAGACAGCCUUCUACGAGGCCCUGGUGGACAGCCACCCUCCCGGGAAGGUGCGCCUGCAGGAGCGAGCGGGCCAGGCCGAGGGCGCCCGGCGGGGCCGCAGGGACCGGCGGGCCCGCAACGCUGUCGGGGGCAAGCGACUGGGGCCACGGCGGUCCGACGGGGAGGCCCCCUCUGCCCUGCCCUACUGGUACUUCCUGCACAAGGACGCCGAGGCCCCCUGGCUCAGCAAGCCCGCCUACGACAGCGCCGAGUGCCGCCACCACGCUGCCGAGGCCCUGCGCAUGGCCUGGCGCCUCGAGGCCGCGUCGCUGGCUCACCGCCCCAGUGUCCGGUCCGGCCCUUCCAUGUCCAGCCUGAGACCCAACAGGAAGAUGGCCACAAACUUCCUGGUGCACGAGAAGGUCUGGUUCGACAAGUUCAAAUACGAUGAUGCAGAGAGGAAAUUCUAUGAGCAGAUGAACGGGCCUGUGGCUGGCUCCUCACGCCAGGAGAACGGCGCCAGCGUGAUCCUCCGUGACAUCGCGAGAGCCAGAGAAAACAUCCAGAAGUCCCUGGCCGGAAGCUCAGGCCCUGGGGCCUCCAGCGGGCCCAGUGGAGACCACAGUGAGCUGGUCAUCCGGAUCGCCAGCCUGGAAGUGGAGAACCAGAGCCUGCGAGGGGUGGUACAGGAUCUGCAGCAGGCCGUCUCCAAGCUGGAGGCCCGGCUGAGUGCGCUCGAGAAGACCUCGCCCGCCCACCGUGCCACAGCCCCACAGACCCAGCACGUGUCUCCCAUGCGCCAAGUGGAGCCCCCCAGCCGGAAGGCGGCCACGGCCACAGAGGACGACGAGGACGAUGACAUUGACCUGUUCGGCAGCGACGAAGAGGAGGACAAGGAGGCUGCCCGGCUGCGGGAGGAGAGGCUGCGGCAAUACGCCGAGAAAAAGGCCAAGAAGCCCGCCCUGGUGGCCAAGUCCUCCAUCCUGCUGGAUGUCAAGCCUUGGGACGACGAGACGGACAUGGCCCAGCUGGAGGCCUGUGUGCGCUCCAUCCAGCUGGACGGGCUGACCUGGGGCGGCUCCAAGCUGGUGCCUGUGGGCUACGGCAUCCGCAAGCUGCAGAUCCAGUGCGUGGUGGAGGACGACAAGGUGGGCACCGACCUGCUGGAAGAGGAGAUCACCAAGUUCGAGGAGCACGUGCAGAGUGUGGACAUUGCCGCCUUCAACAAGAUCUGAGAGCCCCGGCCCGCGCCUGAGAGUGCGAUGCCUUGCAGCCAAUAAAGACUGAGAUUCCAGCUCU